Molecule: messenger RNA, 1368 nt
Organism: Nerophis lumbriciformis (worm pipefish)
Lineage: Eukaryota; Metazoa; Chordata; Actinopteri; Syngnathiformes; Syngnathidae
Source: RefSeq, a predicted model, not a curated record
AUGACUGAUUUGAAUGCAGGAAAUGAAGAUGGAGGCGGUCAAAAGAAGAGUCAAAAAAAGCAGAAGAAGCAAGAUAAGUGGAGAGCAGAAAGACCAAGAGAUCUGUUUGAAAAGCUGGAUUCUUUACCCGAAAGCAAGCAGCAGGAGAUUCAAAGGGCCCUCCAUCUUUUCUCUUUCGGACAAAGCAUGCCGACAACGGUGCAGCAGGCCGUCAGACGAAACUACAAGUUCUGGCACACGCAGCCCGUCCCCAAACUCGGUGAAGUGGUCAUCAGCCAUGGCCAAAUCACGGAAUGCGACGAAAGCGCUCGCGAGGAACCUUACUCGCUACCGCCAGGCUUCUCUUGGGACAACCUGAACCUUAGCAGUCCCGCACCGCUGCAAGAAUUGCGUGCCUUCCUCAACGAAAACUACACCGAAGACGACGACAACACGGUCAUGUACGACUUCUCCGAGGAUUAUCUGCGCUGGGUCUUACAGCCCCCGAAUUGGCGGGCCCAGUGGCACUGUGGCGUCAGAGUGGAUUCCAAUAAAAAGCUGGUAGGCUUCAUCGCCGCCGUCCCCGGAGAUGUGUGCGUAUACCACACGGAGAAGCGGAUGGCGCAGAUCAAAUUUCUCUGCGUUCACAAGAAGCUGCGCCUCAAGCGAAUGACCCCGGUUCUGAUCCGUGAGCUGGCCAGACGGGUCCGCCGGCAGGGUGUCGCCCAGGCAGCGUACGCCGCCGCCGUGGUGCUGCCCACGCCUAUCAGCUCCUGCAGAUUAUGGCAUCGACCUUUGAACCUUCGCAAGCUGACUGAGCUCCAGUAUCCGGGCAUCCGAGCAGACAUGCCCUUUCAGCGAGCUCUCAAAUUCUACCGCCUGCCUGAGGACACCAAGACGGCAGGUUUACGUCCGAUGACCAGAAAUGACAUUGAGAAGACACGAGAGCUUCUCCAAGCAAAUCUCAGCAAGUUUCAGCUCAAAGCCAACUGGUCCUCGGAGGAGAUCGAGCACUGCUUCUUGCCCAGGGAGGAUGUGAUCGACACCUAUGUGGUGGAGGUUGAUGGUGCUCUGACAGAUGUUGUGAGCUUCUACGGUAUCUCCUUCAAAGUUCUCAACCAUCAGCUUCACAGCAGCUUGAGAGCGGCUCAUUUCUUUUAUGUGGCGUCGGAUGGCAGUGGUGACCUUGUCCAGCUUGUGGAGGAUGUUCUGGUUCUGGUCAAAUCUAAAGGCUAUGACAUCUUCAUCGCUGCCGACGUGAUGGAUAACAAGCGUUUCCUGGAGAAGCUCAAGUUCAGCUUCAGCGGCAAGCGGCUUUAUUACUACUUGUAUAACUGGAAGUGCCCCAGACUGAGUUCAGACAACGUGGGCCUGCUCCUACCUAACUAA